CUGCACGCAGCAAAUAUAAUAAAUAAAAAGAAGAAAAAAGCAAGAAGAAGCUCCCAGGUUGUGACACUGAAAGUGGCUUAGUAAUGGGAUCCGAUGACCUCAGCACGGGCGAUAAAAUCCAAAAGGGUUUCCAGAUCAACUACAUGAUACUGCGCGACGCGGACACCGGCAAGGUGAUCUGGCAGGAGAAUAAGGACUUUUCGGCACCCGAUCUCGAGCACGAGGCUCGAGUGCCCGUCAAAAUACUCGACAUGCGAGCGGUGUCCCGAGAAAUUAACUUCAGCACAAUUGAGGCGAUGGAGAACUUUCGGCUCGACCAGAAGGUCCUCUUCAAAGGUCGCAUCAUGGAGGAAUGGUUCUUCGAGAUGGGCUUCGUCGGCGCCAAUACCACCAACACCUGGCAGAGCACCAUUGAGGCGGCGCCCGAGUCGCAAAUGAUGCCCGCAAAAGUCUUAAAUGGCAAUGUGACAAUUCAAACCAGUUUCUAUGACAACGAAACACUCAUCACAAAAUCGGUUGUGCGUUUGUACUACAUAUAGAUAGAAAUACACGAAGUUGUGUGGGCGAAUAUAUAUAGAUACACGAAUUCACACUCAAAUACACACACACAAUACACAUUCACCCACUGUCAGGUGUUCGUCAUAUAUAUAUUGAUCUUCUGCUGCUGCUGCUGGUGUUCAUUCUUCUUUCUGCAUUGCUGCGAACGAAAAAAGGAAAAUUCAUGAAAUGUUCUAAAGCGAAUUGAUUUUCAGCUUGCCAAAAUGAGGUCAAGCUUUGCAGAACCAUUUUUUGCAUUUCUAUGCAAUUGUUUUUUGUUUUCCUGUGCUUUGUUUAUAAGCUAGUGGAAAACAUAGUACAUUUAAAUUAAACUAGACU
Messenger RNA from Drosophila grimshawi, 876 nucleotides. RefSeq names its product probable cGMP 3',5'-cyclic phosphodiesterase subunit delta (gene PrBP). Gene Ontology annotation, biological process: sensory perception of light stimulus. Gene Ontology annotation, cellular component: cytoplasm. The transcript has a single exon. The record is from RefSeq and is a predicted model, not a curated record. Bases 84 to 539 code for a protein of 151 amino acids. Lineage: Eukaryota; Metazoa; Arthropoda; Insecta; Diptera; Drosophilidae.